Entrophospora candida is the source of this 1317-nucleotide messenger RNA. NCBI's taxonomy places the organism in Eukaryota, Fungi, Glomeromycota, Glomeromycetes, Entrophosporales, Entrophosporaceae. The record is from the annotation of a GenBank genome assembly.
AUGACGAGUGCAGUGAAAAGAUCGUAUCCAUUUGGUUCUAGACCAACAUCAUUAGUUGAAGAUUCAAACCAAUUCCAAGUGGCUCAAAUACCUUCUUCACAUAAAAAAAAGCCUAUUACAUCCCCAAAUAUUACGAAAGGUCGUAAAAAUAUGAAAAAUUUACAAUUGGUUGUUCCUCCUGUGAGAUCUUCCAUAUCAGCUCCAAAUUCUCCGCAACUACCACCAAACAAUUCCACCUAUUCUGCCUAUUCUCACAACAGACGUCCUUCAACACCGUUAUGCUUCUACCAAAAUAAAGAUGUUGCAAACUCUAAUGCCGCAGAUCCAAUGGCUUUAAUGUCAAAGACUGAAAAUGCUAUCGGUGAAGAGUUACCAUACAAAGAAGAACCUAUACGUAUAUUGGAUAAUUUAUAUCUUGGUUCUGAAUUAAAUGCUGCAAAUCGUUCAAUGUUAAACAGACUCAACAUAGAAUUUAUUCUUAAUGUGGCUCUUCUUCAAUCGGCCCGGAGUGCAAUGCUAUCAGGAAUUCCUUUAACAGUGCCUCCAACAUCCAAACAUAAUAAACAAAUAAAAUAUAAGAAAUUCUUUUGGACUCAUAAUCAAGAAAAUCUUAUAUCUGAUUUCGACUCCGCGUUUGCUUUCAUUAAUGAGGCUCGUUCUGCUGGUAAAAGCAUUCUGGUCCAUUGUCAGUGUGGCGUUUCACGUUCCGCUUCCCUUAUUAUAGGUUAUGUUAUGGAAGCCAAUAGUAUGAAUUUGAAUCAAGCCUAUGAAUUUGUAAAAAAUAGGAGUCCUUAUAUUAGUCCAAAUAUGACUGAAUCUAUAAAAUCACAUUCUCGUCAAUCGAGUAUAGAAAGUGACUUGCUUCUGAAAAGUCAUCGUCGUAGUAGCAGUAUCCCAAGAACUCAAAUCAAUAACAAUAGUAAUCAUACCACUAAUAAUGGAUUAUUAUCCAUCCAGCCACAUCAAGCCACGGUGAAAGGUAAUGGUUCAGGGAGAUUCCAUGUUAUUACAGCUUCUAUGACACCUACAACUCCAACUGCAUUAUCGCCGGCUUCUUCCCUAUCACCAACAAGCAGCACUUCACCUACUACGCCUUCAAAUGAAUUAUCAUCUCCUACUACCAAUAAUUCUAAAUCAAAUAGAUCACCUCAUCAUGAAAUUUUAUCGGGACCUUCAUCAGGAAUAUUUAGUAAACCUAUAUUAGACGGUAUUUUUUCACCAACAAGAACAUCCCCACCAAUUACACCUGUAACUAUAACUAAUUUUCAUGAUUUAUUAGGAGAUGAUGUCAAUAAAGAUAUUUAUACAAUUCAAUAG